CAAAAAAAACUUUGUAUGAACACUCAUAGCACGAUGAAUACAUCGGGUGGGGUUCAGACGCAAAUUCUUCCCAACAACAUUAACACGGUGCUUAAGGUGUACCCAUCAAUGUUUGUUACGAGCACUUCACACUCCAAGACAAAACAGCCUCGCAUUGAGCUGACACUAGAUAAAGCGUUGAAAAAUGACAGCAGUUUUGUUGUAUGCCUUUUGACUCCAACCCAACAUUAGGUAGAACUCAAACUCAGCCCUUAGCAAUCACAGCGAGGCCAGCAUGUCAUCUCACCUUCUUGAGCCUCAGUCAUUGGACGGCCUGUCAUGCGAACGAAUUCAAGAGUUCAAAGCAAAUAUUAUUAGCCAACAAUACAAACAUCGUUAAAGUAAAUGUCGAUGGAAAUCGGCGGCAACCCGUUCUUUAACAAAUACUAUAACUCGCUCAAGAAAUUAAGUAUGAAGACGUAUUGCAGCAGCCUAGCACACCACAUCUUCUCCAAUGUUGGCUACAUCAACACUUCGAACAGCAGAGCCUUGAGCACCAUCAUCGAUAUUGAUUUGGCGCGGCAACAGCACCAGUCCAGCCCGCAUGAGCCUCAGUCAAGGACGAACCUUCCCCUCCACCUGACCCUAGCAGCCUCAGUCCACGACGACCCUUCCACUCGACCUGACCCUAGCGCCUCCACCUUGACCUACAGCCUCAAAAGAUUACAUUAUUAUCCAAGAAGAAGAACAUUGUUGAAGUAAAUGUUGAAAACAGUCCAAACCCCCUUCUCACACAAAUACUACAAGUCGCUCGAGACAUUCAGCACGCCACCUAUGAACAUCUCGCACAAAAACAACAAGUUGUUCAAGAAAUUCAGCACGCCACCUAUGAAC
Messenger RNA from Dreissena polymorpha, 873 nucleotides. RefSeq lists its product as uncharacterized. NCBI's taxonomy places the organism in Eukaryota, Metazoa, Mollusca, Bivalvia, Myida, Dreissenidae. Bases 385 to 741 code for a protein of 118 amino acids. The record is from RefSeq and is a predicted model, not a curated record. The transcript is spliced from 5 exons.